AUGGGCGCCCCCGGCCUGGGCCGCUGCCGGCUGGCGUUGGCCUUCGCGCUGCUCAUGGACGCGGCGGGCACCGGGGCGCUGCUGACGGGCAUCUUCGCCAGGCUGCGGCUGCGGGGCCGGGACUUAGGGGACCUGUUGAUCUACUCCGGGGCCGUGCUGGUGUUCCUGAGCCUGCUGGGCUGGAUCAUGUGGUACACGGGCAACAUUGAGAUCGCCCCCGAGGAACUGGCGAGGGAUUAUGGCGCCAAGGGAGGUACGCUGGCCCGGCUCGCCAGGAAGAUCACACGGACUUGGUCUCGACGCCAAGGUGGCGGGCUAGCCAUGCGGACGGUGUCGAGCAGCCGGGAAGCGGCAUAGAGGAUGGAUGGAUGGGUGAUGGUCUUCACCUGCAACUCGACCUGACCUUGAACCCACCACAUCCCAGGAAAAUGAUGUUAAGACUGUUCCCUUCAGCUGCCUACCCUGAAGCUGUUGCUCGUGUUCCUCUAGUAUCGUCUGUGUGGAUUUAGCUUUACUUACGUUGUAAAAAUUUCCGGCCAGCUCAUCUCCCUCCCUGGUCUAGAGAACAUGAUGCUGAGGGGGAACAGCAGACGCCGUGGCCUCCUG
This is a messenger RNA of Varanus komodoensis (Komodo dragon), 606 nucleotides long. RefSeq names its product transmembrane protein 238 (gene TMEM238). NCBI's taxonomy places the organism in Eukaryota, Metazoa, Chordata, Lepidosauria, Squamata, Varanidae. The transcript has 3 exons. The record is from RefSeq and is a predicted model, not a curated record. The coding region runs from base 1 to 357 and encodes 118 amino acids.